Messenger RNA from Exophiala mesophila, 1068 nucleotides. RefSeq lists its product as uncharacterized. The coding region runs from base 112 to 861 and encodes 249 amino acids. NCBI's taxonomy places the organism in Eukaryota, Fungi, Ascomycota, Eurotiomycetes, Chaetothyriales, Herpotrichiellaceae. The record is from RefSeq and is a predicted model, not a curated record. The transcript has a single exon.
CUUCUCGCCCAUAGUCCAAACGCGCUCAUUCUCUUGUCCAUCGUACCCUCUCAUCCCUCUCCUCGAAAACUCCCGUGUUCUGUCCAUUGUACCACAUCAUCAAGAAAUCCAAUGGCGGACCAGGAACUCUUGGACUCGGCGAUUCUCCACACUCAUACAACUCCCAACACGGACCAUCAAAGUCUCCCUGACGCGCCCAAGACGUACACCUACUACCAUGCUGGACCAUUGUUCACGCUCGCCGAACUUCACACCAAUGUCUUACUCUCUCAAGCUGUCUCUAAACUCUCCUCGAGCAAAUAUAUUCCUGUAUUACCCCAGGAUCUGGAACAGCGCGAUCUGACGCCACAUUCGAUACGCGAUGAGGACUUGCGUGCGCUGCUAAAUUGUGACUUGGCGCUUAUCACCUACGAUGGGACCGAAUUGGACGCUGGCACUGUGGUCGAGUACAUGGUGGCCAAGAUGGCCGACAUCCCUACCGUCAUUCUCCGCACUGAUUUCCGCGUAUCUGGCGACCAAGGAGGGAAAGGUGACUCAUGGAAUCUGAUGAGCUCAAGUUGGCCUAGGACUUUUGGCAUCACGGUCAAUGCCAUGGUAGAGUACAAGGCUGGGCUAGCUAAGGCCUCCGAGGCCGGACAGACCCUUAAUUCUGGUGAAGUUGCCAUCGAGGGCAUUGCUCAGAAGAUCAUCGACGGUUUCGACAAGGUGCUCAAUGAACCCCCGCGCCUACCGAAGGAGUUGAGGGAUAGCGUGUAUCAUUGGCUGGCGUUGAUGCCGGGUUUCCGCGACGGAGGGGAUCAAGGCAACAUCGAGGAGUUUGCUAAGCUAUGCAAGGAUAAAGAGGCAAAGGGUCUGCUGUAGACUUUGAUGACUGGCAUCGGGCGGCAGUUGCAUUGGCUUUCGUGUGACAUCUCAAGCGGCAUGGGGAGCUGGCUCUCCUGGAGUUGUUCAAUGGGGGCCUUGAAAGAAUCUGGUCUGCAGAGAGUAAUACAUACAGUAUAAAACUUUGCAGAUAGUGCAGGUGUAGUUAUGUCCACCCUCUUAAAUGGCCAGUCACCGUGCAGACCA